Molecule: messenger RNA, 1500 nt
Organism: Larimichthys crocea (large yellow croaker)
Lineage: Eukaryota; Metazoa; Chordata; Actinopteri; Sciaenidae
Gene: card19
Product: caspase recruitment domain family, member 19
Exons: 6
Coding region: 63-605 (180 amino acids)
Cellular component (GO): mitochondrion
Source: RefSeq, a predicted model, not a curated record
CUCCCUGCCUGCGUGGUGACGUAAGAGGGCGUGUCCAAACAAAGGACAGAGGGGACUCCACAAUGGGAGACAGUUUUCACGAGCAGCUGUUAGAGGACAGUGCCUUCCUCAAAGCUGAGCGGAGACUGGACACGGAGCUGGUGGACAAACUCAUCCUGCAGCUCAACAGGAUCUACCCGCAGAUCCUCACUGACAAGGAGGCCACCAGAUUUCGAAACUUGGAUGUGCCCACAAGUGUUCGAGUGGGUGAGCUCCUGACACACCUGCAGGGGAAAGGAGAGGAAGCAUGCAGGGAGUUUUACAGAGCUCUUCACUUGCAUGUAGAGGAAGUAUACUACAGCUUGCCCACACGGCUCCGCCUCAGAGAUUACCUGGACCCACUCAAACAUCCACGUGUCUACCAUCAGAAACAUGUUCUGAACGACAGAGGUCCCAUUUUCUUUCUGGGCUGUUUCAGUGUUGCAGUUGGAAUGGCUUUACUCUAUUACUACAGUGAAGCAAAAGUGACAGGAGGUAGCCGGGCCCUCGGGAUGGCUGCUCUGGGUUUAAAGAAAAAAGCUCAGGAGGUCCUCAUAUGGUACACUGAAGAAAGCUUUAUGAAGUAAAGGGUGACUCCUUCACACCAGGUGCUUCAGUAGUACUGCUCUAAUGAAUGCUACUUGUACCAAAGCACGGCACAAAUGAUCUUUUCAAGAGUUGAAUACUAAAUUUCUAUACAGUUAAUACUUUGCUUAUGAUCUAAAAUGCGAAAGUUCAGAGCUACAUUUGACACUUUGCUCUUUAUAUAUUGAUAUACUAUUUAAGCGGGUUAAAGGGAUUGAAUACAUUUCAGGGAUGUGCAAAUCAAGAAGAAGCAAAUUAAAUUAGUUGAUGAUGAGAUAUUUUUCGCCACAGUCUUUAAAUGUGGCAUAAAGCACCUUUUACAAACCAAUUACAAAUGAAACAUUCACUACAUUAGUGACAAAAUAAGGCAUUUUAAUGACUAAAUAUUAACACUUGGAGGUACAUUCUUAACUACAUAGGAUCAGCCUACAUCUUUCAUUACUACAUAAAGGAGAGCCUCCAAUUCAUCAGUACAAUUUGCGUCCAUAUAAUAAUUAUUCUUGAACACAUUUUAUAUGCUUGCUUUCACUUUGGUGUAAGAGACCAGCCUUUUUUUUUAUAUUUAAACUUUUUAUUUUGGUUCAAACAGCACUCCGUGUUUUUCAUCACAGUGUGCUAAGCCUUGUACAUUUAUUUUUUAGAAAUGAUGAAUGAUGCUGCCUUUUCUGCUCAGUUACCACUGAUGUCAAGCCUCUGAAGCAGGGGUCUUCAACCAGGGGUCCGUGACCCCUAGGAGGGUCUGCAGAGGUACUACAGGGGGUUCGCCCAUUUUUGUUAUAAUAAUUGACAAUUUUCACCAAAAUAAUUUGUGAGAAUUAAAAAAUAUACAAAGAAUUACACAUUAAUAUGCAAUAAAAAAGCUACUUUUGACAAAAACUAUUACUAUUUACAUAUUAU